AUGUCAUCAGCUAACCAAUUAGGAAUUUCAGAAAGAGAAUAUGAAGAAGCUCUAGCCGUAGAAAAGUUAUUUUUUUUAUCAUCAAGAGAAAGAUGUAAUUAUUGCGGUUAUGGAAAAUCAACUUUUGUUGAUACAUUUAAUUAUGAAUUUUUAUGUAACAAAUGCGCAUAUAGAAGUAAACAUAAGAAAAAAAUUGGAGAAGAUUUAAUAAGUUAUUAUGAUGUUAAAAAACUUGAAAAAAAAUUCGGAGUUUCUUCAUUUCAUAAUAAUAGUCGAAAACAUCAAAAAAUGAGUAGCAGUCAUAAUAAAUCCAAGUCUAAAAAUAGAAACUCAUCCAGUAAAAAAUAUGAAUAUUAUUCAGAUGAUAAUAGUUCAAAUUCGGAUUACGAUGAAAGAAUAAAAAAAGAUAAAAAUAAAAAAAAAAAAAAAGAAAAAAAAAAAAAAAAAGAUAAAAAAAAAAAAAAAGAUGGCAUAUCUUUUGAAGAUUUUGAUGAUGAUUUUUCUUUAAAUGAUUAUGACCAUACUACACCAGGCAUGGUAGGAAUUAUGAAUUCAAAUUAUAUGAACAAUUCAGAUUAUAAAAAUUAUAACUUAGAUAAUAAUUAUCAAGAUUUUGAUAGCGCUAUUAAUGCAAAUUAUAAUAAUAUGAAUGGAAAUCAUUUUAAUGACUUUAAUAUACUUGCUAAUCAUCCAAAUAAUAAUAGUAUGCCUUUUGAUAAUCCACAAUUUACAAAUGAUAAUUAUAAUAUGAACUAUAUGAAUAUGCCAUAUAAUAAUGAAUUGGUGAAUGCUAAUAAUAACAAUAUAUGUAUAGACGAUUUUAAUCUACCUGGAUAUAAUAAUAAAAUGAAUUUGUCUAAAAAUUUUAACAUGAAAUCAAACGGUGAUAAAGAAAUUAAUAAAAUGAAAUAUAAUCAUUCUAAUAAUAAUAACAUCAAUAAUAAUAAAAUAAGUCUGCAAUCAUAUGAUCCAUUCGAUACUAUGAGUAAUAAUAAUGAAAAAUAUAGAUAUAUGAAUACAUCUGAUGAUUUUAAUUAUUAUGCAAAUUCAAAUUAUUUAAACAACCAAGGAAAUAAUAUGAACAAUAUGAAUAAUAUGUUAUAUUUAUUAAAUAAAAGACAGUCGCUAAAAUACAAACAUGGCAAAAAUAAUAAUAGUAACAAUGUUAAUAAUUCAAUGUAUAAUUCUUAUAUGAGUAUGCCACAAAAUCCUUAUAUGUUAAAUAGUCAAAAUAUGGUUAAUCCAAAAAUGCUUUUUGAUGCUAAUAUGAAUAAUAAUAAUUUCCAUAGUAUGAAAAAUAGCGCCUCUUAUGAACUAAAUAAUAAUAUACAUAACAAGCCAAACAAUAGUAUAAAUAAUUUAUUAAAUUAUUCUAAACAGAAUAAUAUGAAUGAAUUUAAACAAUGGAAUGAAAAUAAUAUGUACAAUUCAGAUUUUACUGCCAUGAAUGUAUCGGAUAAAAAUCCAUUUUCUUUGCAAAACAUUAUUCCGAAUCCCCCAAAUAAUGUGCCACUCAAUUGUAUGAACACGUUAAGCAAUGAUAUGAAUAAAAACAUGCAUAAAUAA
Plasmodium berghei ANKA is the source of this 1566-nucleotide messenger RNA. Its product is annotated as conserved protein, unknown function. The transcript has a single exon. The record is from RefSeq and is a predicted model, not a curated record. The coding region runs from base 1 to 1566 and encodes 521 amino acids. NCBI's taxonomy places the organism in Eukaryota, Apicomplexa, Aconoidasida, Haemosporida, Plasmodiidae.